Durio zibethinus is the source of this 1154-nucleotide messenger RNA. Its product is annotated as non-specific lipid transfer protein GPI-anchored 20-like. NCBI's taxonomy places the organism in Eukaryota, Viridiplantae, Streptophyta, Magnoliopsida, Malvales, Malvaceae. The record is from RefSeq and is a predicted model, not a curated record.
GUAGCUUUGACUUCGGUAAGCCUCCAAUUGAUAAGAUUGGCACUCCAUCUUGGGGCAGGUUCAGGUCAAAUUAGGUUCCAUUAGACCAACUACGUGGCUACUGGCUAAACCAAUCUCCUUGGUUUCACUCAAUGUUGGUUAAGGUAGUUGAGCUUCAAAACCAACUUCAAAUCCACCCGCCACAUCUCUUUACCUAAACCCCUCCAUAUAAAUUCACUUAUCCUUUGCCUUCCAAUCAUCAAAUUCCAAUUCAAACACCACACUCAAACAUCCAACCAUCUGUUUUUUUCUUUUGCUUCACCAACAUUAAUUCCCUUAUUCAACUGCUCCAAAGUCUGCCCAAACCACAAGACAAUGGAGUUCUGCAAGCCAUCUUCUCGCCUUGUUCUACUUCUGGUGGUAGCUUUGACAGCAUUAAUGCUGCCAGUUUAUGGGCAGACCAAUACUCCAUGUAGUCCAUCGAUGCUUAGCACCUUCACCCCUUGUAUGAGUUUCCUUACCAAUAGUAGUGCCAAUGGUACUUCACCAAGUGCAGAUUGUUGCAACUCUCUUAAGAACCUAACAAAUGGUAGCAUGGACUGUGUCUGCCUCAUUGUGACUGGAAGUGUCCCCUUUCGUAUACCAAUCAACAGAACUCUAGCCAUCUCUCUUCCCCGGGCUUGCAACAUGCCCGGUGUCCCCGUCCAAUGCAAAGCUGCUGCUGGUGUACCUAUUCCUGCUCCAGGUCCAACCUCAUUUGUACCCGCCCUUUCUCCAGGAGCUUCACCAACUUUAAGCCCAGAAGGUUCCAUUGUGCCAGAACCAACACCAUCAGCUGAGGCACCAGAAUCCGACACCACACCGGCUCUAACUUCACCAUCUUCAACAGUGGGUCCUGAAUCCCCAACAUCCACUACAGGGAGCCGCCCUGAUCUUACCCCAUCGGCUACCAACCCAUCUUACAGUUUUUCACCAUUCCUUGUGCUGUUGACAUUAGGAUUUAUCAUUUUCAAGUACUACUAGGCGGUGAUAUCUCUAUUUAUAUGUAUUUAUCGAUUGUUUGAGCAGUAUAUUCUUUUAGUAGUGUGAAACUAUUGUUUUGAGAGCCAUAUUGGGUGAUUAUUUCUACAUAAAAUGAUAUUUUAGUGUAUUUUUUAUUUAGAGUAAUAAAAUUA